This is a messenger RNA of Pangasianodon hypophthalmus (striped catfish), 1931 nucleotides long. RefSeq names its product aquaporin 3a (gene aqp3a). The transcript is spliced from 6 exons. Gene Ontology annotation, molecular function: glycerol channel activity; water channel activity; urea transmembrane transporter activity. Gene Ontology annotation, cellular component: plasma membrane; basolateral plasma membrane. NCBI's taxonomy places the organism in Eukaryota, Metazoa, Chordata, Actinopteri, Siluriformes, Pangasiidae. Gene Ontology annotation, biological process: glycerol transmembrane transport; water transport. Bases 72 to 944 code for a protein of 290 amino acids. The record is from RefSeq and is a predicted model, not a curated record.
ACUUGAAAACAUUCUACUGAGGGUAGACCUAACGUGCAGCACUCACUUGGAGUCGAGAACUCAGCAGGAAGAUGGGCAGGCAAAAGAUAAUCCUGGAUAAGAUAGCUCGCACCUUGCAAAUUCGUAAUAAGCUAGUGCGUCAGGGACUGGCUGAAUGCUUGGGCACACUAAUCCUAGUGAUGUUUGGCUGCGGUGCAGUGGCUCAGUUAGUGCUCAGUUCAGGAUCUCACGGCAUCUUCCUUGCUGUAAACUUAGCCUUUGGCUUUGCAGCUACACUGGGGAUCUUGGUGUGUGGCCAAGUCUCAGGAGGUCAUCUGAACCCAGCUGUAACCUUUGCCCUCUGCCUUCUUGGAAGGGCAAAAUGGAGAAAAUUUCUGGUGUACUUUCUCUUCCAGACACUUGGUGCCUUUUUUGGAGCUGGUAUCAUCUUUGGCAUGUAUUAUGAUGCUAUCCAGACAUACUAUAAAAAAGAAAACCAACUACCACUUGGAAUUUUUGCCACCUACCCCAACCUGCACCUUAGUACCGCCAAUGGCUUUUUUGAUCAGGUGAUAGGCACAGCUGCACUGAUUGUGUGCAUCCUGGCCAUUGUAGACCCCUUCAACAACCCCAUCCCAGCAGGACUUGAGGCCUUCACUGUGGGAUUCACUGUACUUGUCAUUGGGUUAUCUAUGGGCUUCAACUGUGGCUAUGCCGUAAACCCAGCCAGGGACCUGGGGCCUCGUCUUUUCACCGCCAUUGCAGGCUGGGGUGGUCAAGUCUUCACUCAUGGGAAUUACUGGUUCCUGGUGCCCAUCUUUGCCCCAUUCCUGGGUACCAUCAUUGGGGUGAUUUUGUACCAACUGUUGGUGGGCUGGCAUACAGAAGGGGAGGCACGGGACAAGCAAAAGGCAACAGAAGAGCAGAAUGUCAAGCUGAAUGAUAUUGAUUCUUCAGCUCCCUAAGCUGGGUAGAUCAACAUAGCAACUAGGCUUACCACUGUUUUUCUCAUGAUUAUAGGUUAUGAACAAUGAUACACUUUCAAGAGGUAUUCUUGCACCUGUCAUGUAGGGAAUCUGCAUAUAGAGAGUAAUGAAGAACAAGGCUGUAUAUCUUCAAAUUAAUUACAUUUCACAAAAGUGCUAUAAUUUCUGACAUAUAUGCUUGUAUGUCCUUUGUGCUCUAUACUCUGCAUAUUUUCAAGACAUAAAACUAAGUUCUGUUUCUUCAUGACGAAUUAUAUUAAUUCUUCAAAGGAAAGAAGUAAUGGAAACAAAAUUCAAAUCCUGGAAGAGUGUGACAACAUUACAUUUACAAUGUUUUGUGCCAUUUUUUUAAAAAAAAUUCUAUAAUACUAUCAUGCUUAGCAAUAGUACAUGUAUGCAUACUUGCUAAUUUUCAUUUUUGUAAAUAUAUAUUUGUUUACAGUCAGCAUUCUUUAAGGCAAGAAACCUGUAGGUCAGUGGUGAACUUCUGUUGUAUGUCAACCAUUAUGUACUAUGUAAGUUCUUUUGGAGAAGUUUUAGCUAUUCCAUUAUGGCUAAAAUAUUAGUAAUGCUCAUAUACUUUGAACAUAGGUAAAGAAUUAAACAUAAGCUACUUUUAUUUUUACUUUUGUAAUUUUGUUGAAAUGAAAAAUGAACAACAGCAACUGUCCUGCCAAAACAAGAGCACUGCACUGACUCCAUUUAGCAUGUUAACAGCAUUUAUAUAGACUGUGGUCCACUGCUUUUCUUACUGCCUUUUUUCCCUAUUGAGCAAGCAUUUAAAUUUGCAUGGCUUUGUACAUUUAGAUGUAUCAACAGAAUCUUUUAUAUUUCUAAUUUUAUUAUGAGCACUAUUAUGCAAAUUACUUUUAAUACUGAGAGAGGUUUGCUUCUGCAUUCAUCCAAGUUUUGUAUUUUGUACACUUAAUGCAAUUUUAAACAUGUAAAUAAAAACCUUAAACCUUU